This is a messenger RNA of Prunus persica (peach), 2221 nucleotides long. Its product is annotated as receptor-like protein 2. The coding region runs from base 1 to 2124 and encodes 707 amino acids. The record is from RefSeq and is a predicted model, not a curated record. Lineage: Eukaryota; Viridiplantae; Streptophyta; Magnoliopsida; Rosales; Rosaceae. Gene Ontology annotation, molecular function: protein binding. The transcript is spliced from 2 exons.
AUGCUAGUGCAGGUUGAUCACCUAAUGCCUCAUGGCUUCCUAUUCAUCUUCCUAUUCUCUUCCAUUAUAUCUACCAAUAUUAUUCAUGCAUGCAACCAAACCGAAAGCAGCUCCCUCCUGUCCUUCAUCCUCAGUCUGUCUUCUCCUCCUUUAAAUUGGACUUCCCUUGAUUGUUGCCGUUGGGAGGGCAUUAGUUGUAAUCACGAUGGUUGGGUCACCGAUGUGGACUUACCCUCCAAAGGACUCAAAGGAGGUAACUUUCCCUUGUCACUUAGAAAUCUCACACAUCUCAGCAAUCACUUCUAUGGUGUAAUUCCAUCUUCGUUUUUCCAAGAAGCUAGGAAUUUGACUAGUUUCAGCGUCAGCAACAACACCUUCUCAGGUUCUAUCCCAUCCACCAUUUGUCUUCAUUCUUCUCCCUUGAUUAAGCUAUUGACUUUUUCACUCAAUAAAUUCAGUGGCAAUAUAUCUCCUGGACUAGGGCAGUGUCUCCAACUGCAGGUUUUUCAUGCUGGUUACAAUAACCUCUCAGGAUUACUUCCAGAAGAUAUAUAUAAUGCCACCACACUUGAACAAAUUGCAUUACCUGCUAAUUCACUUUAUGGAGCCAUUAGUGAUAGAAUUGUGAACCUCACCAUUCUCACUAUCCUUGAUCUCAACUCUAACGGUUUUAGUGGCUUGCUUCCUGCUAAUAUUGGGAAGCUCUCCAAUUUGAAACUCAUGCUCCUUUAUGCCAACAAACUAGAAGGUUUGCUGCCGUCAUCAUUGAUGAAUUGUACAAAACUUACAGAGUUGAGUCUGCGAUUCAACAACUUUGAAGGAGACAUCUCUGCUAUUAAUUUCUCCAGGUUUAGUCAACUUAGUAAACUUGAUCUAAUGAAUAACAACUUCACUGGUAUGUUGCCAACAAGCAUUUACUCAUGCAAGUCACUUAAAGCAAUUCGACUGAGCAUUAACCAUCUCAAAGGACAAAUACAACCUGAGAUCCUUUCACUAAAAUAUCUGUCCUUCCUCUCGCUUGGUUUUAACUCACUGACAAAUGUAACAGGGGCAAUGAAAAUACUGAUGCGAUGCGAAAGUCUCGUAUUCCUGUCAUUGACAUCUAGUUUUGUAGGUGAGGAUAUGCCCUCUGAUGAGGGCAUAGUUGAAUUUGAUGGAUUCCAAAAGCUUCGACUUUUGGAUUUAAGUCAUUGUGAGUUCUCUGGACAAAUACCGGUAUGGUUAUCUAAACUAAAGAAGCUAGAGUUCUUGAAUCUGUUUCAUAACAGAAUCACAGGGUCAAUUCCUAGUUGGUUGGGAACUCUUCCAAGUCUCUUGUAUUUAGACUUGUCAUUCAACCAAAUUUCAGGUGAAUUUCCAAAGGAACUUUGCAGACUUCCAAUGUUGGCAUCGGAACAAACUGCAGCUCAACUAGAUCGGGGAUAUCUUGAAUUGCCUAUGUUCGCCUCAAUACCCCUGAUUUUAGCCAAAGAUACAAAUUACAACUUUCUGUCUUAUGCACAUGCUUUACAGUACAACUAUUUGUCUCACCUUGCACCGUCCAUAUUCCUAUACAACAAUAGCAUCAGUGGCAGCAUACCUACCGAGAUAGGCCGAUUGCAGCUUCUCCAUGUGUUGUAUCUUGGUGUCAACAACUUCUCUGGCAGCAUUCCGGACCAAAUAUCCAACCUAAAAAACUUGGAGAUAUUGGACGUCUCCGUGAAUCAUUUGUCUGGAAAACUCCCAGCGUCAUUGGCAAGCCUCAAUUUCUUGAAAUCUUUUAAUGUCUCAUACAAUAAUCUGGAAGGACCAAUACCAAGAAGCACUCAGCUCCAGAGCUUCAACGCCUCUGUAUUUGAGGGAAAUCCUAAACUUUGUGGUGCCCCACUUCCAAAUGAGUGCAGAUCAAUUAAUGGCGUUGGCGGAGAUAAUAACAACCAUCAAGAUGAGGAUCAGAAUGGGCAUCAAAUUCCAUGGUUUUAUAUUUCUGUGUUGCUUGGGUUCAUUAUAGGAUUCUGGGGAGUGUUUGGUCCUUUAAUGGUUAAGAAGACGUGGCGAUAUGCAUGUUUUCAAGCCCUAGGCAAAGUGCAAGACAGGCUCAUCACCGUGUGGAUGACCAGGAUGCAGAGAAGACUUAGAAGCUAAAUUCUACUUUUGGAUCUUUUACUUUCCUGCUCCUGUUGCUUUUUUCUUUUUCUUUUAUGUUAAUAUAGCAAUAAUAUAUGGUAUAAGUUAUGGCUCA